AUGCCUUCGUUUAGAAAAUUGAUAUAUAAUUAUAGUAUAACAUUAGAUCAACCAAAGAGCCCUCAGUUCACUUCCACAAUUCGACAUCUACGGGGAUUACGACAGAACUUACGAAAAUCUGUUCCUCUUAAUCAUUGGCUCUUUUCUGCUCAUGAGCGAACACGCAAACAUCAGAAGAUCACCGUCGAUGUUGUUCAAGAGCAAUCAAACGAUGAGGGCCCUCAUAGUAAUCAAAUUCAAAAAUCAAUAAAUGUUGACGAGGUGGACAUUCGUAACAAGUUAAUCGCAGUUUUGGACGCAAAAGACAAAACCUACAUGUCAGUAUACCUUAUGGAAUCAUAG
Molecule: messenger RNA, 342 nt
Organism: Ambispora gerdemannii
Lineage: Eukaryota; Fungi; Glomeromycota; Glomeromycetes; Archaeosporales; Ambisporaceae
Source: the annotation of a GenBank genome assembly